Cercopithifilaria johnstoni is the source of this 375-nucleotide messenger RNA. NCBI's taxonomy places the organism in Eukaryota, Metazoa, Nematoda, Chromadorea, Rhabditida, Onchocercidae. The record is from the annotation of a GenBank genome assembly.
AUGGGAGCAAUCGGUCGGGUCGAGCGCACCACUACCUGUCCUUCCAGCGUCUCUUUACCUUUGUACUCCACCCGUCUGAUCGGCCGUCACAAAAUGAACAUCAAACACUACUCAUUCGACAAAUACACACGACCAUUUCGACACAAAAACGUGCUGGACAUAGAGCAACAAAAGCAGCAACGUGUUUCACGUGCCGUUGAACGUAUUUUACGUCUAGUUUGCUCAAAGCAUCUUACAGAAGUAAUGAAUGAAAUUCCAACCGCUUCAUCGCCAACAUCAUCAUCAGCACCACCACCAGAAUCGGAAAAACUGGCUGCGAAACGAAGCGCAAGCAAUACAAACAGCGAUGAACAAAGUGAUUGCGAGUUGGUUUAG